AUGCGCCUCGCCCACCUCCACCUCCCAAACCUAACGCCCUUCACCCGCGUCUCCGACCUCCAACAAACCCUCACCACCCGCCUGCUCACACACAAGAAGCUCUCCUCGCCUGGCUCCAUACCCUCGCAAGAACACGUCCACCCACCAACACCACCACCUCCAGCCCCAGACCCAACAAUCAUAACCUUCACCCCGAACCCGGUCUACACAACUGGCCGCCGUGACCUGCCCCCGUCAAACACAAGCCCUUCCUCCUCCGCAACACCGCGCCCAGCAACAAGCACAAAACUCUCUCUCCCCCCAUCCCUCGAACCAAUCCGCUCCCUCCUCACUCCUCCAGCUUCAAACAAUACAAACAACCGCAAUAGCCAGGACCAUGGCUCCCCAAGGGCAGAGUACCACCCCACCCUCCGCGGCGGCCAAACAACAUACCACGGACCAGGCCAAAUGGUCGCGUACACGAUCCUCGAUCUGAAACGCCUGGGUCUCACGCCGCGGUGCCAUAUCCGCGUGCUGGAGAAUAGCGUCAUUGACCUGCUAGCGGAGUAUGGGGUGAAGGGGUUUGUCACGGAGGAUCCCGGGGUUUGGGUGCAUGAUUCAGCGUCAGCUGGAGAUCAGGAUCAGGAGCAGGCGAAGAAGAUUACGGCUGUGGGGGUACAUCUCCGACGGAAUAUUAGUAGCUUUGGCGUUGGGUUGAAUGUUACCAAUGAGCCCAUGUGGUUCUUUAGGCAGAUUGUUGCGUGUGGGCUUGAGGGGCGCGAGGUUACAAGUUUGGCCGGCUUGGGGGUCAAGGGUGUUGGGGUUGAUGAGGUUGCGAGUGCGUUUGUGAGGUGUUUUGUCGAUAGGGUCAAUCGUGAUUUUUCAUGUUCGCUUAGUGGUGGUUUGGGGGAGAAGAUUGACGAGGUUUAUCAGGUUACCGAGGAGGAUUUGUUUGGUUCUUGA
Molecule: messenger RNA, 942 nt
Organism: Penicillium lagena
Lineage: Eukaryota; Fungi; Ascomycota; Eurotiomycetes; Eurotiales; Aspergillaceae
Product: lipoyl(octanoyl) transferase LIP2
Exons: 1
Coding region: 1-942 (313 amino acids)
Biological process (GO): protein lipoylation
Cellular component (GO): mitochondrion
Molecular function (GO): lipoyl(octanoyl) transferase activity
Source: RefSeq, a predicted model, not a curated record